UGCGCCUGCGCUGUUGAUGAGGGUGGUAGCUGUGGCGACCAACAUGGAGCCGGACACGGGGGAGCCGGUCGUGAGCGGCGAGGGGCCGGACGCGGGGGAGCCGGCCGUGAGCGGCGAGGGGCCGGACGCGGGGGAGCCGGCCGUGAGCGGCGAGGGGCCGGACGCGGGGGAGCCGGCCGUGAGCGGCGAGGGGCCGGACGCGGGGGAGCCGGCCGUGAGCGGCGAGGAGCCGGUUGGCGAGGACCAGGAUACGGCCGCUGGGUCAGCCGUGCCGCGCAGGCCGGUACCCGGGGUGAUCUACCUGGGGUACAUCCCGCCGGGUCUGGAGCUGUGUCUCAUGCGGAAAAUGAUGUCCGCCUUCGGGGAGGUGGGCAGAAUCUUCCUGCAGCCAGCAGAUGAAAGGAGAACCCGGAGAAAGAAAAAGACUGGCAGCCUUGGGAAAAACUUCACUGAAGGCUGGGUGGAAUUUCAGAACAAGGCUGUGGCCAAACGGGUAGCCAGAAGUCUCCACAACACACCGAUUGGAACUAAGAAACGCAGCCGCUUCCAUGAUGACUUGUGGAACAUGAAGUACUUGCACCGCUUUAAAUGGAUCCAUCUGAGCGAGCGCCUGGCCUAUGAGAAGCUGGUGAAGCGGCAGAGGCUGCGGGUGGAGGUCUCCCAGGCUAAGCGCGAGACAAACUUCUUCCUCCAGAAUGUGGAGAAGAGCAGGGGCCUGGAGAAGCUGCAGGAACUGAAGCGGAAGAAAGGGGAGGAGUGGCAGGAGAAGAACUGGCACUUCCAUCAGCGGGCCACUGAGGCUGAGAUCCAAGCCAGCAAGACUACUGCUCGUAUGCAGGCUGCAGGCAAGGCCAAGGAGCUUGAGAGGGUGGCUGAGUUCCACAGAAAAUCCCAGACCAAUACGUCACUGUUAGCCAGGAUCUUCAACCCUUGUGUGGAACAGGAGUAGGCCUUUCCAGGGUCAGAGACUGAACCAACUCAAGCUGCAAGGUCGCCUGCUGACUUGGGACACAGGAAAAGAGAUUUAUUGGUUCUGGUGCAAUUAAUUACCCAUGAGCAUUUUAGGCCAAAAUGGAAAAGAUUGGUCAGUCUAGGAGAAAUGCUGUCUUGAGGAUUCAGGUGCAGGGUUUUGACCCAAAACGUCGACAAUUUCCUUCUUCCCACAGAUGCUGCUCGACCUGCUGAGUUCCUCCAGUGGGUUGUUCGUUGCUCUUGAGGAUUUAUUCAGUUCGGUGAUCGGUGUUUGAAACACCUGGUAUUACAAAUGCACAUUUGUUUGUUGCAGCCCUGGACUCUGCAACAACACCAGAGAUCGUUGGCUGAGGGAUGAGGACAGGUCUCCUAAAGUUGUGUGAGGAGGAUGGAAGAGUAUUUUCCAGAAAGGGGUUAUUUAGCUGACUAACUAGCAGGUGCUGUAUUUUGUAUCCUUUUGAUUUGUGUUCAGCAGUAAACUUGAUGUUCAAACCUUCCUGUUUAUGUCAACUUCAUUUAAUUACUUGGUGAUCAUCCAAACUACAGACUUUCCCCUGAGUCACUGCAUUUGCUGUACUAUUUACAACUAUAGAAUGCUACUUCACAAUGCUGGAUCAGUGCUAAUUGCUUCUCCUUGCUACUUCCUGUAGCACAGUAUUGUUCCCAAUCUAAUAUCACUCCAUAGCUUUCUUUCCUUGCCCUCCUAACCUCAAACUAAUUCCACAGACUUAUUUUGUCCCAGAAUCUUCUAAUGAUUCCUGACUGCAUUUGGGAGGAUGAUAUUCCGCUACAGAGGGAAGACAAGGGAAUGCUCAAGGAUUGAACAAAAUUAAUAUAUUUCCUGGAAUAAGCACCUUGGGUUGGUGACCUAUUAUCAAUGUAUUUUCUGGAAUUUAAAAGACUCGUGAUUUGAAAUGUAGUGAAUCUAAAGGGAUUGUGCACACAGGACAGUAACAAACAGCAAUUGAUAACAUGGUUGUUAAUUCUAAAAGACAGAUGUAUAGAUUUGGGAUAAAUCAACCAAAAGGCAGAAUGGGACUGAUGGGCUAUGUGACCUUAAGCUGCUGUUUAGAGCCAGAGUAUAUGGAGCCAGCAGCAAGCUCUUGGGAAACUAAGGAACUGAAGGGGAAUGGUGAGUAAUGAUGGUGCUGCCUGGCAGAGUCGUACACUAUGGAAAUGGGCACUUCGUGAACACUGAGCAGACCAAGACACAGAACAAACACAAUGCAGUAAGUAGUUCAAAGACUUAAUAUGACAGAAAGAACGCCAGAAUGUGACACCGAGUUAUCAAAAAGAAUAUAAAGCUGCUGGUGGCAGUAUAACAGAUCAUUGUGUCAGAAGGUAGUUUGAACAUAUUAAUUUUAAGUGUGGUUUUAGUUAUAAUGUUGACUUAUUUUUGAGAAAUACUGUUUGGAUUGUUUCAGGACAAAGUAAGUAUAUUUAAAGAGCCAUGGAAAUAAUGGCUCUUUCAAAAUUCUAUAGAUUAUGGAACAAUUGCAGCAGAUUGGAGGAUGAAAAAUGGAACUCCUAUUUUCAAAAAAAGAGUGAAAAUGUGGAACUACAGUGGUUCACUUAACAUCAGUAGUAGAAAAAAUAUUAAGAGUUGUUGGAUUUGACUCUUUUAAUUUUUUAGCAUGUAUAGUGUUUAAUACACCUCAAGUGGCUGCGCAAGAAAUGGCCGCUUCCUAGCUUAUUGGUUUGUCCAUCAGGUGAAUACAUGUUUUCUCAUUGGUUGGUUUUGCCACAGGUAUCUAAUUGGUUUUCUGAUUGGACUAUUGUUAGCUAAGGAGUACCUCUUAUCUCAGGUCUAAAAGGUGUUGAUUUUUGUUAAUCUCUCUCUUGUUCUCUUUACCCCCCCCCCCCCCCCCACCUGCACGGCCCUAGCUCAUCUUUAGUUCCUUUUGUCUCAUCUCCUAGUAGUAAAGCCAGUGCCAUGUACUCUGUGACUGUUUCUUUGUUUAAAACUUUUCCAAUAAAACUUUGUGAA
Molecule: messenger RNA, 2959 nt
Organism: Pristis pectinata (smalltooth sawfish)
Lineage: Eukaryota; Metazoa; Chordata; Chondrichthyes; Rhinopristiformes; Pristidae
Gene: abt1
Product: activator of basal transcription 1
Exons: 3
Coding region: 17-949 (310 amino acids)
Biological process (GO): endonucleolytic cleavage in 5'-ETS of tricistronic rRNA transcript (SSU-rRNA, 5.8S rRNA, LSU-rRNA); endonucleolytic cleavage in ITS1 to separate SSU-rRNA from 5.8S rRNA and LSU-rRNA from tricistronic rRNA transcript (SSU-rRNA, 5.8S rRNA, LSU-rRNA); small-subunit processome assembly
Cellular component (GO): nucleolus
Molecular function (GO): RNA binding
Source: RefSeq, a predicted model, not a curated record